Messenger RNA from Monodelphis domestica (gray short-tailed opossum), 1637 nucleotides. NCBI's taxonomy places the organism in Eukaryota, Metazoa, Chordata, Mammalia, Didelphimorphia, Didelphidae. The record is from RefSeq and is a predicted model, not a curated record.
GUCUUGGAAUCCAGGAGCGGGGCCACACCCCUCCCUAACGAAAAGAGAAACCCUGCUCUGGGAGGGUCUGCGGGAUGGACAAUGAGGCUGCAGCCAUCUGAGGCAGAAAAUCAGGCGACACGGCAGGUCUGGGUGGACUGAGAUAGAUGUGUCUCGGACUGACUUGCCUGAGCAGGGGUGGAGGAGUUCGUAUCGAUGUCAAGAAAUGACCAACACACAGCCCCGCAAAGAGAUCUCCUCAGAUUUCCUUUCUCAAUAUGAGCACAUCUGCGCGCUCCAGGGUUUGGUGCCUCUCCCCGCCGUGAGGACCAGUCUGAAGAUGGGGACGCUGGGCUUCAAUGCGGAUCGUCUCCGCCUACUGGACUGGGUGCCUUUGCUGAGUGCCCUGAGGAUCAACAAAACUCUGCCCUGCGUUUCAAUCAGGAGCACGUUUCAGCCAUCUUUGCAAGACACUGUGGCUGAGAAGCAUAAAUCCUACGCGAGAAGGCGCAUCCCUGCCGUCACGACUAAAGAAGUGACUAUCCAGUUGUGUAAAGCUAUUAAAGGAUGCUUGACCAUAUCUACCGCUCUGACCAACCUUGAGUUUCAGGGAAUCCUUUUAAGAGGGCGAGAUAUAAUGUUCUUAGCAAAGGGAUUGAAUAAAUCAACAUCCCUGACACACCUCUCUCUGGCGUUUUGUCCAAUUGGAGAUGUAGGUUUAGACAUUCUCUGUCAAAAUAUAAAGAGCCUAACUACCCUUAAGACUGUAAACUUCACUGCGUGCAAUCUUACUUGGCGGGCAGCAAAACAUAUGUCCGGCGUCUUAAAAUACCAGGCAAUCAAAAGGCAUGAGGAAGUUUGGACUGCCAAUCUUCGCAACAGGAAUCCCGAUCUGGAGGGCAUGGGUGGCUUGAAGAGAGUUACUUUCAAUUCCAACCCGCUUGUAGGCGAUCAAGGUGCACAUGCUUUUGCAGACUCCAUUUGUGACAAUUUGUGGCUGAGAGCCCUCGACCUGCAGCUGUGUGGAAUUAGCAGUGGGGGUGCUAAAGCUUUACUAGAUAGUCUGGAAUCCAAUUCAACUAUGGUGAUUCUGGAUAUAAGAAAAAAUCCACUCGUUGACCAUACUUUGACGAGAGCAAUUAUCGAAAAACUUAUCCAUAAUGGAAAGAGUACAAAAUCAGAAUAUAAGUGGUUAAGUUCUUCCUCCUUAAAGGACUUUUUUCGAAGCAAACAGAAAAGAAGAACUAUAAUUCUGGGAAGUGGCCGAAAAGGAAAAGCUACUAUAAGAAUUGGCAUACCAUCCAAGAAAUCCGUAGUGACUGGAAGAAGAUAUGUACCAUCGAAAGAAUUUUUUGCCCCAGAUCCAUUACCAUCAGGUGUACCUUGGCGUACAGCAGAACGGGCAAAGAGGUACAGGAGCUUCCCACUGAUCAAAAGCAGAGAUAUACCUUGUUAAUGAAAUGCUAAGUUGUGUCUACUUUUCAAGUAAAGGAAAACCUAAAGGGCAAGACAUUCAUUUGAAAGAAGGAAAUGAGAAAGUAUAGCUCAAAGGAAAUAACUCACAUCUUGUCUUAAACACGUAUUUUGUAAAAACAAGGAAAGCUAUGCUGCCCUUAUGAGAAUCAUUGAAACUACAUUAAAUGGAAUAUUCAAAUCUG